UGCUUGACAACGGGGCCUUGCAGGUCAGAGCCCUUCUUUUUUCUCACCAGUUGUAAUUGUGCUGACUGCCCACUUCCUGUUGCUACCAGUGCAGAGGAAUUCUGAGACAAGAGGAAACGAGUGGAGGGGGACAGGAAUCCAGGAGGGAAAGGGAGUGCUCUUACACAAGCUUCAAAGUGCUGACCAACUGCAGAGGGAUAUAAGACCAGACCAGUGCAGACUCCUUAUCGCACCAACCGUUGUGGUAUUGACAUGAAACGGGAGCAUAACCGCAAGUAGUAGUUGGUAGGCACUGUCAUAAAACAAGUUAUCCUUCUGGAAACCCAUGCAUUUGCAUGAGGAGGGAAGCAGUCGGAGCAUUGGAAACAAUCUAUUGAUCCAAACGAUGGUGGGUGGGCUACUGGUUUGGCAUGUGAGUGUGUGUGUGUGUGUGCGUCUCAAAAGUCUGCUUCCUUGGCUGAGUCCCUUAACCUCCAACCACUUGACACACCCCCCUCCCCAUCAGCACAUCGACGUGCCCCACUUCGACCACCUCAGCUGCAGCACAAAACAUUUCCCUGCGCUGUAAUCGAUUCAUUCGGUGUGAUGACCUCCAGGGCCCCUCAACGCGUGUGCUUUCCUGCUCCUCACUCAGGAUGUCCUGUCACAGCCUGCGUGCGUGAGAUCCUCUGCUGGUGUGUAAAUGGCCAGUGGGUGGGAUGAGGCUCCAUCUAAUGCCAAGAUAUUCCUAAACCGCACAAGUUGUGCAUUCGUAUUUGGGUUCCUAGCAGACCGCUGUAAACUCUCCAGCAGACUUGAGGCCCACGAGGACCUCCUUCCCCGACCAAGACCAUGAGCGCCGACCACACCAACCACUCGGAGCUGUUCGUCAACGCCACCCCCUGGUUCCUCAGCUGCACCAUCGAAUUAGCCACGGACACGCGGCAAAUCAUCCUCUUCCUCCUCUACCUCCUCAUCUUCAUGGUGGGCCUCCUGGAGAACGUGCUGGUGGUGUGGGUCAACUGGCGGCGGCGGCGCGCGGCCAGCGGCGUGCUCUUCUGCAUCAUCAACGUCAGCCUGUCGGACCUGAGCGUCGUGGCCGUGCUGCCCUUCUACAUGAUGGAGGUCACACUGGACAAGGUGUGGCUGUGGGGCCGCUUCCUCUGCAAGGUCACUAACCUCCUCUACCUGAUUAACUUCUACAGCAGCUCCUUCUUCCUGGCCUUCAUGACCCUGGAGCGCUACCGGUCUCUGGUGCGGCCCUCGGCCCCGGCCCUCUUCCCCGCGCUGGGCCGUCGCCGCUGGCUCCUUUGCGGCGGGACCUGGCUGCUCUGCCUGUUCCUGGCCCUGCUGGAGAACGUGCACAUGGACCUGCUGGAGUGGGACGAGCCGGGCUGCUUCAUGAUGCCUCAGUUCAGCUUCGUGGAGUGGUUUGUCUCGUUGGCUUUUCUGGGCCUGGUCUUCCAGUUCGUCCUGCCCGCCACCAUCAUCAUCGGCUGCAACGUGCUGAUCGCCCGGGCGGUGCGCAGCGCGCCCGACGUGCAGGGGAGAAGGGACGUGUGGCUGGUCCACGUGUACUCGCUCGUCUUCAUCGUCUGCUGGCUGCCCUACCACCUGGUGAUGCUGCUGAUGAUCAUAGACGAUUUAGACCCUGUGCUCUUUGGGUGCAACACGGUGGAUUUCCUGUACUUCUCCUACAGCGUGGUGCAGUGCCUGUCUCUGUUCCACUGCGUGGCCAACCCCAUCCUAUACAACUUCCUCAGCAAGAGCUUCCGCAACAACCUCGUCAACACGGUGGUGAGCUACAUACCGAGAGAAGGGCUUACAGAGCUGGGGGAACAAGCAGACUCUGGGGGCAAGGGCGGGGGAAGGGGUCAGAGCAAACCGCGUCGGAUCAGCAACAGCAGCACCAGCCACUCUGAAGUCGGAUCGUAAGGAGUGAUCUCAAGAGGCGAGCCUCCAGCUCCAUCCUAGUGUCAGCAGAGUUCAUGUGAGACCCAAGGCCUCUUGACGCUUUACAAAACUUCAAUGGAAGAACUUAAUGAUAUAAUCUUUGAAAAAUCGGCUCACCUAAACUAAAUAUAUAACCCGCUUGACUUUAAAUAACAUGCUCGCAAAUAAAGAAAUGUAAGGACAUUUUUAAUUCCUUCAUGCUUUUGAGUCCCACAAAAACUCUUUAGUAAAUGGACAAUACCAAGACAAAUGCAGCCCCCCGGACGAGCAGGACGGACUCUUUGGAAAUGCAAUACCAGUUCAAUGUCGUACAGGCAGUAAAUAUGAAGAAUAACUGAAUCAAUGAGGAGCAGCUGGGUGGCAGGUUUAGGUAGACCCUCAUUAAGGUGCGGUCGUUGGAAGCUUUACGUCCUGAUUCCAGACUUGUGUAUUUAUGGUCACUCAUCUGUUCCUGAAUAAUGCUCCAACAUGGUUGUUUAUUCUCACCAUUUCUUACUAAUAAAAAACAUUUUAUUUACUCGA
Molecule: messenger RNA, 2454 nt
Organism: Gadus macrocephalus (Pacific cod)
Lineage: Eukaryota; Metazoa; Chordata; Actinopteri; Gadiformes; Gadidae
Gene: ackr5
Product: G protein-coupled receptor 182
Exons: 2
Coding region: 832-1914 (360 amino acids)
Biological process (GO): G protein-coupled receptor signaling pathway
Cellular component (GO): membrane
Molecular function (GO): G protein-coupled receptor activity
Source: RefSeq, a predicted model, not a curated record